GCAUGGUCACGUGGGCGUGGAGUCACGCGCUUUCCGGGAACUCGUCAGGAAGGAAAUAAACAAAACAAAGCAGAAAGCAUGGAGACCGUCCGAGGGGCUGAGCGGAGGCUAACGGGACGAACCCAACACGGUGUAAGCGGCUCUAAAGACGGGAUCUGCAUGUAAAGCAGCCUCUGGAUGGAGUGCCUGUGAUUCCUUUCUCCUGUCUUGUAAAUCGCUACUCUUCAUUGUAUGUAUACAUUCCUUGAUACUGAAAAAAAGAAACUGGUUAGAAGGUCUUUGGAGAAUAGGAACGCACAUUUAGGGCUGAGUGUGGACGAGCUUGACUUUGAAAUGCCUCAGCCGAGCGUUAGUGGAAUGGAUCCUCCUUUUGGGGAAGCUUUUCGCAGUCCAGCAUUUGCUGAGCAGUCAUUAAUGAGCACCGAACUUCUGGCCAGCAGCUCAGAUCCGGAUUUCAUGUAUGAGCUGGAUCAGGAGUUGGGCUACCAGCAGGGGCAAACAGAUAACUUUUUGAUGCUGGAAGACUGCAAAGAUUUGGAAUCAUUUGACUCCUUUGCUGACAUCCUGGAAAACAGUCCACCGAUAUCUUCUCACUGGGAUCAGUGGGACACUUAUUGUGAGGAUCUAACCAAGUAUACAAAGCUUACAAGUUAUGAUAUAUGGGGAACAAAGGAGGUAGAUUAUCUUGGCUUGGAUGACUUCUCAAGUCCCUAUCAAGAUGAGGAGGUCAUUAGUAAAACGCCCACACUUGCUCAGCUUAACAGCGAGGAUUCACAGUCAGUGGUUGACUCCUUUUGUUACAGUGAAGGCUUGUUGGGAGCUAAAGCUCAGUUUAUUUCAGGAAAGAAAGUUUCUUCUGGAAGGGUUACUGCUCCAGUUAGCGCAUCCAAGACUUCUCCAACCGAAGUGCCAUCAGCUGAUUGCUCUGUAAAAGCUGCCAAGGCAGCUGCAAGUACACAGAUGGCAGCAAAAACUAAUAUUGCUUGUGAGGAGAAGAUCAAUGUUCAUGUGGAAUGCAAAGACUAUGUAAAAAAAGCCAAGGUAAAGAUUAGCACGGUACUUCCUACCCGACCGACAUGCACAGUGGUUGCCCUAGAUGCAGCCAAAGAGAACACUUGUUUUUGUGGAGCAGUGGCCAAAAAGCAGGAAAGGACAAUUAGUGAGGCAUCAGUAGGCCGGAAAAGCUGUGCCAUCUUGCCUUUCAGAGAGACUCAAAAGCUAUUUUGCCCACCGCAGAAUGUGGUGACAGUGAUUGCCGAGGAAGGGGACGUUACUGUAUCAGCUUCUGUGUCUGACCCCUCACAAAAGAAGGAGGAGCACAAUUAUUCGCUCUUUGUCUCAGAAGGGCUUACAGAGUUGGUCAAGAAUGAUGAUGGACCACAGGAAGAAGAGGAAGACGAAGAGGUUGAUUUAGAUGAAGAAGACCAUGAUGAAGGUUUUGGCAGUGAGCAUGAACUCUCUGAGAAUGAAGAGGAGGAAGAGGAGGAGGAGGAGGAAGAAGAGGAAGAAGACUUUGAGGAUGAUAAAGAUGAUCUUAGUGACACCUUCUCUGAACCAGGUUAUGAUAAUGAUUCAGUUGACGAUUUAAAAGGGAUAACUGCGGUGUCAUUAAGAAAGCGAGGAAAGCGGCGGUACUUUUGGGAAUACAGCGAGCAACUGAUGCCUGCUCAACAAGAAGGAAUGCUGAGACCAUCAGAAUGGAAUAGAGACACGCUGCCUAGUAAUAUGUACCAGAAGAAUGGAUUGCAUCAUGGCAAAUACACCGUUAAGAAGUCUCGCAGAACAGAUGUGGAAGACUUGACUCCCAAUCCCAAGAAACUCCUACAGAUUGGAGGAGAGCUGCGUAAACUCAAUAAAGUCAUCAGUGAUCUAACGCCUGUAUCUGAGCUUCCUGUGACUGCCAGGCCUCGCUCUCGAAAAGAAAAGAACAAACUGGCUUCCAGAGCUUGUCGGCUAAAGAAGAAGGCACAGUACGAAGCUAACAAAGUAAAGCUGUGGGGCUUGAAUACAGAAUAUGCAAGAGAUUAUGACUCGUAUUCAGAUUCCGUGGGAAGAAUGGACAGCAAGCAUGGAACAGAAACUAGAUAUUCUUAUCAAAGAUACACUUGGAUCAACCGUAGCAGGCCAGACAUCAGAGUUUGUAAAUCAGGUUUUGGAAAAAACUUCAGAGGGAGAUCCUACUGGUGGCCUAGUGGGACUCCGUAUACCCACUUCAAAGGUGUGACGCCUGCUCUUCACAACCAGCGCUGUUGCGUCAUUAUACAAAGUCUUCUCUCAAGUCUGCACUAAAAACUCCAUUCAAUUUUGCAUGUAUAUCCUAUCAUUAUCUGUUAUUAUAGUUAGCAGGUUUGUUGGGUGGAACAAGCAAACUGACACGCUGACAGGUGCGAGUACCCAUAGCAUGGAACUCUUAUCACAAUGUCUGGUUGUUAGUGGCUAUUUGGUCAUAGAGUACUAUUAGCAGCAAUUCUUUCAUUGCCAUAGAGUUUAUAUAUUCAAUUUAAAUGUAAAAACAAAUAGGCAACAUGUAUUGUAUUUGUAGUGUUUGUCUUAGAGUCCGAAAAAGAUAUAUAUCUAUUUUUUUUCUUUUUAGGUUCACAUAGUUUUGAGCUAAUGCCAAAAUUAGCUGGAAUAAGUUUCAGACACAGGUGAUAAUAAGCCACAUCUGAAAUGAGAGGUAAAGACAUGAUUCUUGUUCACGAUGCAGGUGCACUGCUCUAUAUGAUGCAGUAGAAGUGCAAAUGUCAAAGUGGCUUUAUAUAAAAAGUGUAUUUGUCGACAAAAUAACAUUGCGAUAGAUGAUGAUUUGUCGCAAGUGAAACUAUGAUCUUAAAAGACUUAUCUUUGUGCCUUGUAAUUUGCAGAGUGAAAAAGACUCUUCUACAGCUUAAAGCCGUUAAGGAUUUUUUUGUAUGCUUUAAAACGUUAUAAGAUAUUUUAAACCUCGUAGUGUAGUGGCCUAAGAUGCAUAGUUUGGUGCAUAUUUAUUGGGGUUAAGCUUACAUGUUAGAAACAUAAAUCCUUGUGACUUCCUCUUUUUUUUUUUUUCUUCCCGAAUGUACAUAGGAAAAUGUUGAAAAUGUAGAUACGUGCCACAGAGUCUGUGAAUUGUAAUAGAAAUAUGUAAAAAAAAAAAAAAAAAAAAAAAAUAAAAAGCAACAAAAGAGAAAAAAAAAAGAAAAAAAAAUCGAAACAGAAAAGGGUGGCGCUCGAUCUAUAAGCCGCACUUUAAAUUUUUUUUCUUUGUUCUUUUUCUUCUCUUUGGUACUUCUACUUGGAAAAGAGAGAAACAAAAAUUGCACAUUAGUUUGAUUGUUUUCUUUUUGUUUUGUACCAAAGAAAAACACAUUGAGGUGGCAGACUGCCAGUCAAAGUAAAGAUUUGCACAGCUUAAAAGAUACUGUAGUGAAUGUAAAGAUAAAAAAAAAAAUAUAUAUAUAUAUAUAUAUAAAUAUAAAACUGAGGUCAGCGGAAUUCUGGGAUAGCUAGGGAAUUUAAUAAACUGUGAAUUUUUUUUUUUUUUGUAGUGGUCCAAGUUUAGAAGUAUCAAUACGUACAUUUGGAGGGUGCAUUCACAGUCUUGUGUCUACAUUCUUGAGACCGCUUUUCCCUUUUGUAGAUAAACGAAGACUAUUAUUUUUAUUAAGAUUAUUGAAUUCUCAGAUUUUGGAGGAUAGGCGGAGCUGCUACAUUUCAUUUGUCUAGUUCAACUUCCAGAAUCUGAUCGUUCCCAUCCUAGCCAGGUGGUAUGAAAUUUGUAGGCCCAUUGGCAUUGUAAAACAAAAUAACAUACAUAUAUAUAUAUAAAUAAAUAUAUCUAUUUUUGCUAUUGUAACAUGCACCUACAAAUAUUAAUCUUCACAACAAAGGGGAGUGAGAGAGAGAGAGAAAUUUAGAAAUUAUAUUUGCCAAUAUUUUUUUCUUGAUGUUCUCGAUCAUCCAGAGCAUGACCUAAUAAGAAAGAUUAAAAUAUUUAAGAUGUUAAAAAAAUAAAAAUAAAAGAAUAAAAAAAUAGAUUUUCUAUUUUUGUACUAGUACUGCAGGAAUUGCAUCCUUGGUUGUUAGGGACUUGAAUUUGUUUUAUUUUUUUGUAAAUGUGCAUUUGUUUUAUCCUGCAUGUAUUGUUGCAGAUGCAUGGAGUGUAGUAUUGCUCCUUUCUUGGUGAAGAAAGUUUCAGCAGGGGAAUAGUUCAUAAAACUUUUAAGUCUGUCAGUUUCAGUGGAUCUCUGUUCUGGUUCAGCCCUGGUCAGUCUGUAGUUCACGCUCGAGCAGUUUUCUUCAUUUGGAUCAAUACCUGCUCUUGAGGCAGUUGUGGUAUUUCCAUGUCAACCCAUGUAUCAAUAGCGCUGUUUGUAUUCUGUUCCCAUUUCUUUAUAUAUACGUAUAUGCAUUAAGAGUUAAUUGACGAAUGUUGUGAGUUGUUUUUUUUUUUUUUUGUUUUUUUUUAAAUAUGUAGUACUGUGUUAGUUGUAAUGCCAAAAAAAGAGAUGGCUCCCUAAGAUGUGCCUUACAUAUUUUUGUAAAUUUGGGGGUUUAUUCUGCUUAACAAAGUCUUAAUCAUUUAACAAUUUAUGUGAUGAAAAAUAUUCGUCACAUUUUUCCUUAAAAUCAUACUUACCUUGUGAACACCAGGUAUGUAGAAUGUAGGCGUGGUAUAUGACAGUGCUAGUCUCAAUGGGGGGAGAUUUAUCAAAACCUGUGCAGAGGAAAAGUUGCCCAUAGCAAUCAAUCAGAUUGCUUCUUUCAUUUUAAAAAGGGCCUGUCCAAAAUGAAAGAAGCGAGCUGAUUUGUUGCUAUGGACAAUUGGUCAACUUUUCCUCUGCACAAGUUUUGAUAAGCCUCCCCCAAUAUGUUAAAUUUCAGUAUUAAGAGUAUACGCAUCGCUGGUUGUACUAUGUCUCCUUGGUUUGUGAUCAGUAAAUAGUGAAUUUGGUAGUUGUGGACUUAAUUGAUAUUUUGAUGGGUCUGAACUUUUGUGCCACUAAAAUCUAGCUGUACAGCCAUAGCAAGCCGUAUGUAGGGUUAGGUGGACUACUAGGAGGUCUAUGUUCAGGUGUUAAUCAUUUUUGAGUUUUAUUUAGGGCAUGUUUUAUACAGCUAUACCUUUUUAGUCUGUUGGGUUCUGUUCACACUUCACCUGGGAAAAAUCUGACCUAUUUUUAAAAACUUAAGCUUUGACGUAUUCACCAGUGUGCAAUACAAUCACCCAUUGGCUGCCAUAGUACACUGCAUUGUUGACUUAUUUAUUUUUUUUUUUUUGGAGUCCGUUUGUAUUGAAAUGUGUAGUUGGCUAUCCUUUUCGAUAGAUAGAUAAAUAGAGAAAAAAAAAGUCUAAAAGUACCCAUGCAUUCUUAAUAACUGUCUGAUGAGCUUUAUACCCACUGGCCACAUUGGAUUCUGCUCAUGCUUACUGUACAUAUCAGGAGCCUAUCCUGACAUAUUUGCCACAGGAGUAGUUAGAACAGAGCCCAUUUAUAACAGUCUAAAAAGAUUGUGUAAAUAGCCUUAAAGUGUGUGUUUUUUUUUUUUUUUUUUCCUC
This is a messenger RNA of Hyla sarda, 5539 nucleotides long. It is a transcript of the gene CREBRF, whose product is annotated as CREB3 regulatory factor. The coding region runs from base 232 to 2289 and encodes 685 amino acids. Lineage: Eukaryota; Metazoa; Chordata; Amphibia; Anura; Hylidae. Gene Ontology annotation, biological process: response to unfolded protein; regulation of transcription by RNA polymerase II. Gene Ontology annotation, cellular component: nucleus. Gene Ontology annotation, molecular function: RNA polymerase II transcription regulatory region sequence-specific DNA binding; DNA-binding transcription factor activity, RNA polymerase II-specific. The transcript has 9 exons. The record is from RefSeq and is a predicted model, not a curated record.